Molecule: messenger RNA, 1746 nt
Organism: Orbicella faveolata
Lineage: Eukaryota; Metazoa; Cnidaria; Anthozoa; Scleractinia; Merulinidae
Product: retinal rod rhodopsin-sensitive cGMP 3',5'-cyclic phosphodiesterase subunit delta-like
Biological process (GO): sensory perception of light stimulus
Cellular component (GO): cytoplasm
Source: RefSeq, a predicted model, not a curated record
ACAAGCCGAGCUCCUUGGUGCAGGGAUUAUUUGCUGCAUCCGUUUCUCCCUCUACUAGAGGUUCUUAGCGAUUUUCUUCUUUUAACGUGGCAUUUGGCUCUUGAUUCUGUGCAGAACUCUUCACUGGACCAUUCUUUGGUGGUGGAUAGCGAAUUUUCCCAGCAUGAGCGUGAAAGGCGCGAGGAAAGAUGAAAUCCUGAAGGGAUUCAAACUAAAUUGGAUGAAUCUGCGAGAUGCUGACUCUGGGAAGGUGUUGUGGCAAGGCAGUGAUGACUUGUCGGUUCCUGACCAAGAACAUGAAGCAAGAGUACCAAAAAAGAUCUUAAAAUGCAAGGCUGUAUCUAGGGAACUUAACUUUUCUUCUGAACAAGAAAUGACAAAAUUCAGACUUGAACAAAAAGUUCUGUUCAAAGGGAAGUGCUUAGAAGAAUGGUAUUUUGAUUUUGGAUUUGUUAUCCCUUCAUCAACAAACACAUGGCAAUCACUCAUAGAGGCUGCUCCUGAAUCACAGAUGAUGCCUGCAAAUGUUCUAAAUGGCAACGUGGUUAUUGAAACAAAGUUCUUUGAUGGUGACCUCCUGGUCAGCACCUCUAAAGUGCGCGUUUAUUAUGUCUGACCAAGACGUGGCAGCUUUUUUCUAUGCAGAAACAGUCUUAAUAAUAUCCAGGAUGUACAGUGCUGUCUUGAGCCAUGAAGACCGUCUUAUGUCACCUAGAUUAGUAGCUAGAAUGAUCUCUGUCUGUGUUGUGCUAACAAUAAUUAUAAAAUAUUUUGAGUUCUGGGAAAGGACUUUUUUAGAAUUUCCAGUGUCAAUUUAUGUUAAGUAACUUCUAAAUUUUGUAGAUGAGUUUGAUUAUAUAUACUUAAUUUGUAAUGUAUAAUAGCUCCAGCAGUUUAAAUUUUGUAAGGUAUUGUGUGUAUCUUAAGUGAUUUGUUCAAUUUGUGUACUCUAUCAGUUGGUACAUGUGUGUUUGCUUUGCUGUGUACAUAUGCUGUAAUUACCAUAAAUGCCAUGAACUGGUGGACCGUGCUAAGUGUUUUCAGGAAUGGCAGGUUGAAACAAAUCAGACCUAUAACUUAAAAAAAUCAAACCGCAAGGACAGAGGAAGUCAGGAGGAAUUAAUUUAUACAGUCUGAGGAGAGGGUGGUUUGUCCUGUUUUGUCUGUGUCGUAUCAAAAAGUAAGGUGAAUGUUUUCAUACUUGCUGUGUAUGUUGGCAGCGUUGGCGGGGGGUAUAGCUAUAAAAGAAAAUGACUGUUGGUGAAUUACACCAGCUGAAAAAAAAGUAGUAACUUGGUAAUGUUGGAAAUGGAGUCAACACACAGACAUGGUCAGCCAAGAUAGAUUUAUUUAUUAUUAGACAAUAUUUUAAACACCCCUCUCACUGACUCUUCUGAGAAAGUUGUGCCACAUACCCUGUUGUCCAGUGUUGGGUUAGGCUUGCUGAUAGUCCUUGCUACUAAGUGAAAAGCACUUUCAAGCCAGUCAAGGUUUAAGAUACUACCUUAGAGACACUUGUGUUUGAUUGUUGUAGCAAGUGAUAUGUAAAAGUUGCAUAAUAUGUGAUUUGCUCUAUUUGAUUGUUUUUGUGCAUUCAUUCAUUGGCUUGAUUAUAAUGUAUUGGACUUAUUUUGUAAAAUCAAGAAUCAGUCUGUGGUUUAUUUUUUUCAUCAGUAGUAUGACUGUCAACAACAUACUGAUUGUAAAUCAUGCAUUUAUGCUUCAAUAAAAGGAAUCUUAAAGGAA